AAGGCUAUGGGAGGGAGCCACGGCUUGAGAUUUCUUCAUUGCAAACCACACGUGACCGUGCAGCAUUUCCAGGUGGUUUGAGCUGAAAGGGAGAAUAUGGAACUGAAGUGGAUGCUGUGUGUCCUGUUGCUGGGCCUGAGUUGGAGUGCUACCCUGGCUCAGGAGGAAGGAGAUGAUGUGGACAUUGAUGUGGAGGAUAAGAUGGGGGAUGUAGAUGAGGCAGCAGUGGAGAGUGAACACACCACCCCCAGCUCCCCUCCCCCUCCCAAGGUUACCUACAAACCUCCAGUUCCAACAGGAGAUGUGUACUUUGCCGAGUCCUUCGAUAAAGGAACAUUGGAUGGAUGGGUUGUGUCAAAAGCUAAGAAGGAGGACAUUGACGAGGAGAUCGCAAAGUAUGAUGGACAAUGGGCGGUGGAAGAAAUGAAGAGCUCCAGACUUCCGGGGGACAAAGGUCUGGUUCUGAAGUCUCGGGCCAAGCACCAUGCCAUCUCUGGCAAACUGAAGAGACCUUUUGUCUUUGACACCAAGCCGCUCAUCGUUCAAUAUGAGGUGAAUUUCCAAAAUGGGAUUGACUGUGGAGGUGCCUAUGUGAAACUUCUCUCCAAGACCCCGGACCUGGACCUGGAUCAGUUUGUGGAUAAGACUUCAUACACCAUUAUGUUUGGCCCUGACAAGUGUGGUGAGGAUUACAAACUGCACUUCAUCUUCCGACACAAGAACCCCAAAACAGGAGAGUACGAAGAAAAGCACGCCAAGAAGUCGGAAGCUGACCUCAGGACGUACUACAGCGACAAGAAAACCCACCUGUACACCUUGGUCUUGAACCCAGAUAACAGUUUUGAGAUCCUGGUUGACCAGACAGUGAUCAACAGUGGGAGCCUGCUGAGUGAUAUGAGCCCUGCUGUGAACCCCCUGCCAGAGAUUGAAGACCCUGAUGACCAGAAGCCUGAAGACUGGGAUGAGAGGCCCAAGAUCCAGGAUCCUGACGCCGUCAAACCGGAGGACUGGGAUGAAGAUGCCCCAGCAAAGAUCCCUGACGAGAGUGCUGUCAAACCAGAGGGCUGGCUGGAUGAUGAGUCUGAAUAUGUUUCUGACCCUGAUGCGCUCAAGCCUGAGGACUGGGAUGAAGAAAUGGACGGAGAGUGGGAAGCCCCUCAGAUUGCCAACCCUAAAUGCGAGGCAGCGCCAGGCUGUGGAGCCUGGGUGCGCCCCAUGAUCGACAACCCUGAUUACAAGGGCAAGUGGAAGGCACCAAUGAUGGACAACCCCAACUACCAGGGAGUGUGGAAACCAAGGAAGAUCCCGAAUCCUGAUUUCUUUGAGGACCUGCAUCCCUUCCGCAUGACCCCGUUCAGUGCUGUGGGCCUGGAGCUGUGGUCCAUGACCUCUGACAUCUUCUUUGAUAACUUCAUUGUGUGCUCGGACCGUGCCGUGGCAGAGCAGUGGGCUAACGAUGGCUGGGGUCUGAAGCAGGCAGCUGAGGGAGCCACUGAGUCUGGGCUGGUGGGUCAGAUGAUGACUGCUGCAGAGGAGCGCCCUUGGCUCUGGGUGGUCUACGUUCUCACCGGGGCCCUGCCCAUUGUCCUCCUCGUCGUCUUCUGCUGUUCUGGAAAGAAAACGCCAUCUGAUGCCAAGUACAAGAAGACGGAUGCUCCACAGCCUGAUGUGAAGGAUGAUGCAGAGGAGGAGGAGGAGGAGGAGGAGAAGGAGAAGAAAACUGAGGGGGAAGUAGAGGAGGAGGAGGAGGAGGAGGAGGAGGAGGAGCCAGGUACGAACUCUGCUGAAGAGAAGCAGAAGAGUGACGGUGAGGACAGUCCUGCGAACAAAAGCCAGGAUGAGGGGGAGGAAGAGGAUGGAGAUGACGAUGUUGCUAACAAAACAGACGAGAUAAAAGACGACGAUGUCUUACGAAGAUCCCCUAGAAACAGAAAGCAGAGAAAAGACUAAACUGCAGCCGCCUCAAGUAGUCUGGCAGUCUUCAAUUUGCAACAUCUUUUGGACUAUUUCACUGCAGCAGCAACCACCACCACAAAAAGAAACAAUCGUGACCAGACACUAUGGAUAUCAUGAUUCUAAAUAGAAUAGAGACUGACUUUAUAAAAAUAAUACUAGAUAAAAAUCACUUCAUUUUAAUGCAGCAGAAACUAGCCUUGGGGACCCUCCUCUCCCGGCCCCGUCCCAUGUGAAAAUCUUCAUUACUUGAGCAAAAGACAGAUAACAGCAGGCACCUCCAGCUCCAUUACCCUCUCCAAAACUAGCAGUACCCUGUGGAAGAAUGUCAUGCAGGGUUUGAAUUGGCAGGAGCCACUGGCAACUGUUACAUUUUUAAACCUCUAGAGUGCUUCUUCUACUGUGAUUUGCUUGUUUCACCUAUGUGUGGCCUGUAGGAGGCAGUGUGGCAUGUUCUGAUUUAGCCAAAAGAUAAUGGUUUCAAAUCUGAAUAAAGCAACAAGACAUACA
Polyodon spathula (Mississippi paddlefish) is the source of this 2463-nucleotide messenger RNA. Its product is annotated as calnexin-like. The coding region runs from base 97 to 1950 and encodes 617 amino acids. Gene Ontology annotation, molecular function: calcium ion binding. Gene Ontology annotation, cellular component: endoplasmic reticulum membrane; endoplasmic reticulum. Gene Ontology annotation, biological process: protein folding. The record is from RefSeq and is a predicted model, not a curated record. The transcript has 15 exons. Lineage: Eukaryota; Metazoa; Chordata; Actinopteri; Acipenseriformes; Polyodontidae.